UCGUCAACUAUCGGCAUAUUCAACACAUGUAUUCAAUCAAUUUAUCAUUGCGUAAAAGUACCCAAAAAUUUCGAAAUCCCAAAUUCACAGAUAAAACGCCGGUGAGGCCCGUGCGUAGCCGGUUCCGUUCCCGUCCCUCUUCCAAUCCGAGCAGUAGCAGUAGUAGCAGAUCCCAGGGAGCAAAUAGAGCGCCAUGGCCUCAGAUCAUGAUGAAUCGGACGCUGAGCUGGAGGAGAACUACUACACAUUUCUGAAUUUGCCCCGGGACGCCACCGCGGAGCAAAUCAAUACGGCGUACCGGAAACAGAGCCGCAUUUACCAUCCGGACAAGCACCUGGACCCUGAGAGCAAGACGAAAGCGGAGCUCAUGUUCAAUCGCACCAAGCGCGCCUACGAGGUGCUCUCGGAUCCCCAUCAGCGGGCCAUCUACGACUCGGUGGGCGAGAAGGGGCUGCGUACCGAGGGCUGGGAGAUUGUACACCGGACAAAGACGCCCGCAGAAAUCAGGGAAGAGUACGAACGGCUGGCGCAGGCGGCUGCCGAACGGCGUCUGCAGCAGAGGACAAAUCCCCGAGGCAACAUCACCAUCAACGUAAAUGCCACGGAGAUCUUUGCGCCGUACGACGAUACAGAGAUGCCGCGCGUGGAGAUCGGCUCUAUGAGCAUUGCCCAGUCCAUUGAGGCGCCAAUCACCCGCAAGGACAUGAUCAUCAUGAGCGGCAACCUGUACUCCUCCAAUGGCAAUGGCAGCGGUGGUUUCAUGGUGGCCGGACGACGGCUGCUCAAUAAGGGCUGGCUGGAGGUGUGCGCCGGAGCGGGAAACGGCUUUCUGUUGGGCCUCAAGGGUGGCCGCACUCUUACCCAGAAGCUUACUCUUAACGGAGGCACAAACCUGAACUUCCGGGACCAGGGAGUGAUACCGGCUGUGUUCUCCACACUGGCUGUGCAGCUGGACAAGCACACGGUGGGCAGCUUGACGCUGAAUGCCGGGCCGCAGUCCUCUAUGUCCACGCAGAUUGAUCACUCCAAAGAGGAGUACUCGCUGAGCUCGUCCUUUGUGAUUGGAACACCGCAUAUAUACUUUGGACUGUCCUACACCCGCAAGCUAAUGGAGAACGAGAUGAAACUGAAGCUUGCUGCCAAAGUGGGAACCUUCGGCUUCAUGGGCGAGUAUGGUGUGGAGAAGAAGGUAUCCAAAUACAGCUCAGUUACGGCCACGGUCUCCAUUGGUGUGCCUUCUGGUGUCAUACUUAGAUUCAAAAUACUGCGUUCAAAUCAAUCGUACGUGUUCCCCAUUCACCUGAGCGAAGAAAUAGUGCCCGCUGCCGUAUUUUAUGCCUCAGUGACACCAGUAAUCGCGUGGUUCCUCAUCAAGAAGACUGUAAUGGAUCCCAUGGAGGCGGAGCGCAAAAGCAUCGAGGUGGAGCGGACGAAGCGGCAAAAUGAGCAGCGACUGACGGCCAAGCGACAGGAGGCUAGUGCUGCCGUUCAUCUGAUGCAGAGAACGUACAAUCGGAUUAUGACCGAGGAGCUGGAGCGGACGGGUCUAAUUGUGACGCGAGCAGUCUACGGCUGUACGAUGGAUGGCAGCAACCAGUUCAAGCCGGAACAGUCGCUGGACGUCACCAUACCCAUACAGUGCCUGGUCAAGGAUGGAACGCUGCAGCUGUACGAGUCCUCAAAAAGUGACCUGCCCGGCUUCUAUGACCCAAGCAUUGGCGACGAGAAGAUACUACGCAUCGAGUACACCUACCAGAACCAGUUCAAAGUGAUCAACAUCAAGGACAAUGAGGGGCUGCGUCUACCAUUGCCGGGAUAGCUUUGAUUGUUGGAGGCAUGGCACUGCAAUUAGUAUAAAUCAUCAGUUGUGUUUGUAACUUGUUUUUAUUCUUGAUAGAAAGCAAAGACCCAUUCCCAGGACAUGGGGCAUGUAUUUUCCCCAAUUUACAAAUGCCACUCAUUAACUCGCUAGUUUUUUGGGAUACUUAACUGAUCCGAAAUGAGCAAUAAACCAGAGAGAACUAUGAAA
Molecule: messenger RNA, 2029 nt
Organism: Drosophila kikkawai
Lineage: Eukaryota; Metazoa; Arthropoda; Insecta; Diptera; Drosophilidae
Product: dnaJ homolog subfamily C member 11
Biological process (GO): cristae formation
Source: RefSeq, a predicted model, not a curated record